AUGCACCUCGGGUAUCUCAUCCUCGCUGCCUUCCUGAGCCAACCACUGGGCACCAUGGGGCAGACCACCAUCACCCAGCAAGAAGGACAAGUCACAGUAGAGGAGAAAGACACCUUCCAGACCACCUGCACCUACCAAAGCUCCAGGCCUAAUGCCCUGCUUUGGUACCAGCAGAGGAAAGGCCAAGCUCCCCAGCUGCUCUCGUCUCAGGCAGCAGCUGGCCACAAGCCGAGCGGCCGUCUCACCACAUCGCUGAACACCACAGGGAAAUACAGCCUCCUGCAGCUGGAGGAAGUCGAGGUCUCUGACAGUGCCUUGUACCUCUGUGCUGUGCAAGACACCCUGGUAUUCCUGCAGGCCUGUCUCUUAGAGCACCUGCUCUGGGAUGUGUCCCUCCGAGGUCAGAGUUCAAAGUGCACCUCAGGCAUCCAAGACAUGUCCUGCUACAACCAGUGCCAGCCCUGCCAGCCCUGUGGCCCGACCCCACUGGCCAACAGCUGCAAUGAGCCCUGUGUCAGGCAGUGCCAGAACUCCACUGUCGUCAUCCAGCCCUCCCCUGUGGUGGUGACCCUGCCCGGCCCCAUCCUCAGCUCCUUCCCGCAGAACACCGUUGUGGGGCUCCUCCACCUCCGCUGCUGUUGGCAGCAUCCUCAGCUGUGA
This is a messenger RNA of Gymnogyps californianus (California condor), 660 nucleotides long. RefSeq lists its product as uncharacterized. The transcript is spliced from 4 exons. The coding region runs from base 1 to 660 and encodes 219 amino acids. The record is from RefSeq and is a predicted model, not a curated record. Gene Ontology annotation, cellular component: intermediate filament. Gene Ontology annotation, molecular function: structural constituent of cytoskeleton. Lineage: Eukaryota; Metazoa; Chordata; Aves; Accipitriformes; Cathartidae.